GGGAGCGGAGCCGCGGGGCCUGGCGCCCUGGAGAGAGCCGCCGACCUCCGUCCCGCCGCCCCACCCAGCCGCUUCUUCCCCCGCAGAGCAGCCGGGGAGCCUCCUCCGCGCCCGCCGGCCUCCCCUCCGACGCUUCCGAAGACCUGUGGCUAAAUCUCAGUUGGCCAGGAUUGAGCAAAGCAGAAAAGAGAUGAAACAAGGAAGGCAAAGAACCGCCAGGUCCCAUCACGAAGGACCAGAAGAUGUCGAAAACUUGAGCUGUGCUGUUCGGCUGGAAUAUACGGCAGACGGUUUACAAGGGGCCGGAUCUCAAGAGGGCCAAAGGGAGACUUGCAAGACGAUGCAACAGCGCUGGGAAACCCAGUGGCAAGAGUUCCUCAGGACACUUCAACCCAAUCAACCCGGGGCAGGAAAUCCUAUUCCCUCAGAGGCCUCACCCUGGGAAGACCCCAAGGCCUUCUUGGCUUCCUUUGAGCAGGUGGGCCAAGCCUGCCGUUGGCCCAGAGGAGAGUGGGUGGCCCGUCUCCUUCCCGCUUUGAGCGGAGAAGCUGAGGAGGCUUUCCAAAGCUUGGAACCCAGAGACCGGGAAGACUACGCCAAAGUGAAGGCCGCCAUCUUGAGAGAGGAAGCCAUCAAAAUGGAGGCGCAACGCCAAUACUUCAGGCAGUUCUGCUGCCGGGAGGUGGAAGAUCCCCGAAGGAUCCACAGCCAACUCCAGGAGCUUUGCCACCAGUGGUUGAGGCCGGAGAGACGCACUAAGGAGCAGAUUCUGGAGCUGCUGAUCCUGGAGCAGUUCCUGGCCAGCCUCCCAUCGGAUCUCCAGAGCUGGAUCCGAGCUGGUGGACCGGACACGUGUUCCCAGGCGGUGGCUCUGGUGGAGGACUUCCUGUUGAACCAGCAGGAGGACGAAACCAGGAAAUGGCAGGAGGUGUGCCUGGGUUCUCUGGAAGUGGUGGAGGAGGAGGAGGAGAAUCUGGACCCUGGAAAUGGGCCGAUCUACAAAGAAGGCGAGCUGAACAGCCUUCAAACUGGGGAGACCAGCUUGCUAGACAGUGGAAUUAAAUGCCCAAGUCAUGCUAGUUCGUUGCUUUCUCUGGAAGGACCAGAAAUGAGUGAAGCUGAACAAAACGAGGGAUCAAUGGGCCUCCAAGAGACAGGAGCUCCUCUGCAGACAAUGGAGCAGAGUCUGAUCCAGCCGGGUCAACGGACCAUAUUUUGGCAAGUCCUGCAGGAGGAGAACGGCAACACGGAUUGUUUCGGUGUCAAGAACAGAAACUGGAUCAAAAUGGAAACUUCUUUGUAUGGCAGAAACGAUCCAGAGGAGACAACGGUCCAGAUAAAUACAGGGAAUGUGUCAAUGGAGGAUGACAUCCAGAAGGAGGGAUGUGACAGCCGAGGUUGGAUCAAGAUGGAAAAUUCUCAGCGGGGAGAGAUUGUGCUGGAAGAAACACCCAGGACUUCAGCAGACAAUGCUCAGUGGACGUUUCCUGCCCCCUCUAAUAUUCACGGACUGAGGUGGGAAUUCCAAGUGGAUAAGACGUCAACAAAGGGGAAGAAUGAAUGGUGUGACCUCUCAGAUGAUCUUACAACAGCCCCUGAGAAGAACCCCACCGCACAGACAGAAGGCAGAAAGGGCCUGCUGCCGAAGCAGGGACGAAAAUGUUGUUUCAAAUCAGGAUUUGUGGAACUGGAAGGGAAACCCUGCCCACGUCCCUCUUUGAAGGAAACGAUCCAGCAGGAAUGUUACUUGGAUAAAAAUCAUUCAGCUGAGCAAGAAGCUGAACCCUCGGAGGGGAGGAAAGACUUCCACCUGGGAGAUGAUUUGACAGGGUACCCGAAAAAUCACCCAGAGGAGGAACCUCGCGAAUGCCCGAAGGAUGAGAAAGACGGUAAAAACCGGAAGGCUGUGAAGAGAGAUCAAGGCAUUCAGACGGAAGGGAGGCGGUAUCGGUGUGCCCAGUGUGGGAAAUCCUUCCGACACAGACAGACGUUGACCAAACACCAGAAGAUCCACACGGGCGAGAAGCUGCACGAAUGCCUGGCUUGUGGGAAGAGCUUCACGUCACGGGAACCUCUGCUGAGGCAUCAGCGGAUUCACACGGGAGAGAAACCCUACGAAUGUCCCCAGUGCGGGAAAUGUUUUCGGCAGAGAGUCCACUUAAUGGGUCAUCAAAAAACUCACACGGGAGAAAAACCCUUCAAGUGUCCCGAAUGUGGGAGAAAUUUCUCUCGGAGGGAUAAAUUAACCAGGCACCAGAGCAUCCACCGAGGCCAGCGUUCUUACGCGCUUACCGAACAUGGGAAGAGUUUUGAUCCCAUCAUCCUCAGCCAGCCUUUCCCGCGUUGGACGUUGGGAUCCAGCCCCCUCUGAAGGAUAAGAGAGGGCUGAAGGAAAGGAGAAUAAUAAAAGCCAUUUUAAUUCUGUAAAUUACAA
Messenger RNA from Pantherophis guttatus, 2434 nucleotides. RefSeq lists its product as uncharacterized. Gene Ontology annotation, molecular function: RNA polymerase II cis-regulatory region sequence-specific DNA binding; DNA-binding transcription factor activity, RNA polymerase II-specific. The record is from RefSeq and is a predicted model, not a curated record. Gene Ontology annotation, biological process: regulation of transcription by RNA polymerase II. Lineage: Eukaryota; Metazoa; Chordata; Lepidosauria; Squamata; Colubridae.